GCCAUUGUGCUCCGCGAGGCCGUCACGAUGCACCGCCUCAUGCUUCGAGGCAUCCAGUGCUACGGCUGUCGCAGCCAUGUCAUCCAGUCUUUUCUGGCCAUCGCUGAUAUCACUUUUCCCGCGCCUCGAUACCACAAACCAUGCCCUCGAUCUCCGUUACACCACCAGAGCAGCUUUUCAUCAUUACACGGUCAGCCCUUUCGGGGCCAGUCCAUAGCCCGCAGCGCAUCUUCUGGCGAGCCGUCCGUCGACAACGGUAGCGAGCAAUCUCCAGACGCUGCCAGUCAAUCCAACGAACAUGUGCCGUGGUAUCUCAAGGAAGAGACUGCGGAGCUCGCUUCUCACCCGCUUGGGCAACAGCAGUUGAUCCCACCGCUGCCAGACAACCCUCCCCCAAUGCUGGAAGAUCUUCUGCAGCACAUCUCGGUUGACAUUGGUCUCGAUGAUCUCUCUCUCCUCGAUCUGCGAAAUCGCAAUCCUCCUCCUGCUCUUGGCGCAAACCUGAUCAUGAUCAUCGGGACCGCUCGCAGUGUAAAGCAUCUCAAUGUCGCUGCGGAUCGACUGUGUCGUUGGUUAAGGAGUACUUACAAAUUGCAACCGACCGCAGACGGCCUUUUGGGUCGAAACGAAUUGAAGAUCAAACUGCGAAGAAAGGCCCGCCGGGCGAAGCUAUCUAGCAACGUGUCAUCUUCUUUUGAGGAAAAAGACGAUGGGAUCACAACUGGGUGGAUAUGUGUGAACGUUGGUUCUGUUGAGAACGGGAAACCGGCCGCGGGAGCACAAAAGCGCGAUUUUGCCGGGUUCGGAAACGUCGCGGAUAGUGCUCGAAUCGUGGUACAGAUGCUCACUGAAGAAAAGAGAGCCGAGCUCGACUUAGAAGGCCUGUGGAAUGGCAACUUUCCACCGCGAUCUCCAAGCGAACUGCGGGCUUUCGAGCAACAAUUCGAACAAUUCGCUGAAAAGGCGGCUGCAGAGGCAACAAGUGGAAGAGGCAUGUAUCGCGACUCGAGAUCACAUGCAACGGGUUCUGGCAUAGACCCCGGACAAAGAAGAGGUUUGCAUACCAGCCGUCGCGUCCAAAGCAUCAGUAUCGAGGCCGUUCUUUCACCCGGGAUGGUACCUCGGCAAGAAGCGGCGUUGAACCAUGAAGAUCAUUUGGUCUCUCCUCGCAAUGCGCCAGCAAAGGCUUCAAAACCUCUCAAUGUGCCUCCUGAGAUCACAUCAUUGCUUCAGCAUUUGGCUCAGCUUCCCAGGGAUGAUGCACUCCGGGAAUUGGGAUCAGGUCCCCGAGAUAUGGGCUCCACAUUAUUUUUGCGUCUGUUCCAGCAGGCCUUGGACAACGCAGAGGAUCCGGACGGUAAUAUUCUUGCGAAAUUGGAGCUGAUCCGUAUCGCCGUCACUCUACAGCAUCCUCAGUAUACAAAAGCGGAUUUAUUCGAUGCUUUCAAGGAGCUGGCUGCUUCAGGAUAUGACAUCUCUGAGUCUCAAGCACUGCAGACGGUCAAAACACUGCUCUCUUUUGGCGACAACGAUGCCGAUGUCUCUAAUGUCGCGAAACGCGUCCUGCGAUCUGAUAUAGAUCUGGCACUCAAGGUUCUCAACCAUAUGAGCUUGCGUGGUAUGGACAUUCUUAGUCGCGAGGUCUUCUCCAUGCUCUACACCGCGUCCGGAUUCCAAGUUCCGGUCCGCCCAACCAACGAUAACCUAAGUCCCAGUUCCGUUGAAACAGAAAAGUCCACUCCGGUGUCGGCGGAAGAGCUUAACGAAGUGCGCCUUGUUCAGGAUCGUCUUCGCAAAAUCAUGGAUGCCUUCGAUGUUAAGUUUGGACCUGAGCAGUUUCUGAGCCUCCUCCGAUUUCACUUCCACCAUGGAAAUUAUGACCAAUUCUGGGCUAUCUGGCGGAAGAUGUCACUUUUGCAACUUCCCCGAUCAAAGGAGUUUUAUGUGCUACUAUUCCGCCUCCAUGCCGAGAGAGGGAACCAAAAGAGAGCGGCCGAGUGCCUGUCGUCAUGGGUUCCUAUGAUGGCACGGGAGCAGCCACCUGUCCACCUUGACGCCGACAUUGCAAGAGUGGUGAUGGCAUGUUUACUGGUGGCCAAUCCGGAUGUCAAGCAGAGGGCGGACGCAGGCGACCCCGGCGAGUAUCCCAACCUGUGGAACAGAUGCUGGAAUGCCCUGGUGGCGAGUCAAACGGUCCAGGAAUAAAAUACUUUUCGAUGUGUUGUAUUACUACGAUCAAUUGCAAGCUCUUCUCCGGCCAUAUCUAUUGCAGGCGUUUUUGUCAGGUUUCUUUUUUGGGGGUUGCAUUUGUGGUAUAUACCACUUAUUAUUUGUUUAGAGUACUUAUUUUCUUUUCUGCAACAUUGUACUGUACACAAUUUC
Molecule: messenger RNA, 2382 nt
Organism: Coccidioides posadasii C735 delta SOWgp
Lineage: Eukaryota; Fungi; Ascomycota; Eurotiomycetes; Onygenales; Onygenaceae
Gene: ATP25
Product: ATPase synthesis protein 25 mitochondrial
Biological process (GO): mitochondrial gene expression; mRNA stabilization
Cellular component (GO): mitochondrion
Source: RefSeq, a predicted model, not a curated record